Molecule: messenger RNA, 1245 nt
Organism: Oncorhynchus masou masou (cherry salmon)
Lineage: Eukaryota; Metazoa; Chordata; Actinopteri; Salmoniformes; Salmonidae
Product: 5-hydroxytryptamine receptor 3B-like
Biological process (GO): monoatomic ion transmembrane transport; nervous system process; regulation of membrane potential
Cellular component (GO): plasma membrane; synapse; postsynaptic membrane
Molecular function (GO): acetylcholine-gated monoatomic cation-selective channel activity; serotonin-gated monoatomic cation channel activity
Source: RefSeq, a predicted model, not a curated record
AUGAUUGGUUUACUACUUGACUUCCAUUCAGCCCCUCUAGCUGAACAGGUAGCAGAUAAACCCAAGAGGUCUGCUCUGAACCAGCUCACCAGGACCCUCCUGCGUAAAUACAACUGUGGAGUGAGACCUGUUCAGAACUGGACCAGACCCACGCUAAUCCACAUAGACCUCAUACUGCAGUCGGUCCUUGAUGUGGAUGGAAAGACCCAGCAAGUAACCACAAGCAUUUGGUACCGGCAGAUCUGGACCGAUGAGUUCCUGGUGUGGGACCCCGAGGAGUUUGACGGGAUCACUGAGAUCUCCCUGUCCUCUGAUGCUAUAUGGGUGCCCGAUCUCAUCAUCAGUGAAUUUGUGGAUGUAGGGGAGUCCCCUGCCAUCCCCUAUGUGUAUGUCAACUCGUCCGGGAUGGUGAAGAACAACAAACCCAUCCAGGUGGUGUCUGCAUGUGACCUGGAGCUGUACGCCUUCCCUUUUGAUAAGCAGAACUGCACUCUGACCUUCCGCAGCUGGCUUCACUCAGUGAAUGAGGUGAACCUGACACUGUGGAGGAGUGCGGAGGAGAUCGCAAAUGACCAGAAGUCAUUUAUGGAUGAUGGCGAGUGGGAACUGUUGUCUGUGCCCUCCCGCUACUGGCAUCUCCGCCUGGACGACAGAGACUACGCCCACAUCCAGUUCAACGUGUUGAUCCGGCGGCGCCCCCUGCUGUACGUGGUGAGUCUGCUCAUCCCCAGCAUCUUCCUCAUGGUGGUGGACGUCAUCAGCUUCUAUCUGCCGCCCAACAGUGGCACCCGUAUCACCUUUAAGACCAGCAUCCUCCUGGGCUACACUGUCUUCAGGGUCAACCUGAUGAACGAGAUGCCUGCCACCGCCAUCAGAACACCACUCAUCGGUGUGUUCUUUGCGGUCUGCAUGGCGCUGCUUGUGCUGAAUUUAUCCAUCUCCAUCUUUGUGGUGAAACUCCUCCCACAACGAGAAGGAGGCUAUGAGUUUGACCUGGCUCCAGAGGAGGACCUACUGUCCCUGAGCGAGCUCCAGGAGAGUGCUCCACGGCUGGAGAGGCUGCUCCAGGAGGUGGUGGCCCUGCGGCUCUACCUGCAAGAAGGGGAGAGUGACGAUUUGGCCCAGGCCGACUGGGUGGCCCUCUGCUGCAAGGUGGACAUUCUUCUUUUCCGAGUCUACCUGUUCAUCCUGGUCGUCUACGCCAGCACUCUGCUGCUACUGUGGGCCAGCUGGAGCUCUGCAUGA